AUGAGUGGUAGAGAUGCUGUCUACGUGCUGCUCCUCGCCGCAGUGCCCGCCCUCAUUCUCCUCCAUUUGGUCGUUGCGCCAUACACUAAGGUAGAGGAGUCUUUCCAUAUACAAGCCAUUCAUGAUAUUCUGGCAUACGGGAUUCCCACGAGCAAUGUCAGCGAGACACUUCGUGCGGAUUAUGACCAUUUCACCUUUCCUGGUGCUGUUCCUCGGACAUUCGUCGGCGCCGCGCUGCUGACCGGUCUGGCGCGGCCGUUCAUUGGGCUGCAGCACUCUGUCGACAGGCAAUUACUUGUUCGAGCUAUCUUAGGUCUAUUUAAUGCCGCUUCGUUGCUGUCAUUUGCGGGAGGUCUACGGCGUACUGCCGGCAAGACCACUGCCAUCUGGUACCUUUUGUUCCAGAGCAGCCAAUUUCACGUUCUAUACUAUGCGUCGCGGACGCUCUCAAACAUGUUCGCAUUUGGGAUGACCACCCUAGCUUUGCGUUACCUUCUUCCAGAGCCAUCACUGUCUACCGCAGCGUAUCGAAGGCGCUCGCGACUCGCUCUGUGUCUGCUGACAGUAGCUGGCAUUAUCUUUCGCUCUGAGCUUGCCAUCUUCCUCGCAACCAACACGAUCUUCCUCUUCGCGACCCGCCGUAUCAGCAUCCUGCACGAGAUCAUUCCCGCCGGGAUCGUGGGCCUUGUCAUCGGCCUAACCACGACUGUGGUCGUGGAUUCUUUCUUCUGGCAGCAAUUUCCCCUGUGGCCCGAAUUCGAGGCGUUCAAGUUCAAUGUCAUCCACGGUCAAGCGUCAGCCUGGGGCAUUGACCCGUGGUACUUUUACUUCAUCAACGCCGUUCCUCGUCUCCUCCUCAACCCUCUGACUUAUCUUGUUGGCAUUCCCAUCUCGCUUCUGCAACCCGCCACCCGCUCCGUCGCAGCAUCUCUCCUCAUUCCAUCUCUUGUUUUCCUCGCCAUCUACAGCGCCCAGCCCCACAAGGAAUGGCGUUUCGUCAUCUAUACCAUCCCUGCCCUCACCGCGGUCUCCGCUCAAGGCGCCUCCUACAUCUGGACACAUCGCGCCAAAUCAAUAAUCUACUGUCUCCUCUCCCUGGCCCUGCUAGCCUCAACCCUAGCUUCCUUCAUCGUCUCCACUUUCGUCCUUCUGCCCGCCUCCUCCGCCAACUACCCCGGCGCACACGCCCUCCACGCCCUCCACAACCAUGCUAUCCCUCCCUCAGACAACGCCGCCAAUGUAUCAGUUUACCUUGGCAAUCUGGCCUGCCAAACUGGCGUGACCCGCUUCCUCCAGUUCCCCACCAGUCAGUCCGACUCGCCAAUCUGGAACUACGAUAAAACCGAAUCCCCUCUCCUCAAGUCGGACCCUACCUUCUGGUCCCACUUUGACUAUGCCCUAGUCGAACCCGGCGAGGAAGCCGAGCUCGUCCUGUCUUCCUCUGGGGCUGAGAAAUGGCGUCCCAUUGAUAGUGUUCCCGGCUUCGCAGGACUCCGUGUCCUCCGGCCUGGCGAUGAAGCUAUCGGUACUGUUGAAAGGAAUUUCCUGGGGUAUGUUGUGGGAGACAGAGGUGUCGAGAUUUGGAGCAGAGUUCGCGAGCUCGCUCGACGAAUGGUCACGCGGGGAUGGUGGGUGGAGGUCAGAAUGGAGAGCAAGAUCCUGAUCCUUGGGAGAGAUGGUGUUGAGAAUGUUUGA
This is a messenger RNA of Aspergillus aculeatus ATCC 16872, 1695 nucleotides long. RefSeq names its product dolichyl-P-Man:Man(7)GlcNAc(2)-PP-dolichol alpha-1,6-mannosyltransferase. The record is from RefSeq and is a predicted model, not a curated record. NCBI's taxonomy places the organism in Eukaryota, Fungi, Ascomycota, Eurotiomycetes, Eurotiales, Aspergillaceae. Gene Ontology annotation, cellular component: endoplasmic reticulum membrane. Gene Ontology annotation, biological process: protein N-linked glycosylation. Gene Ontology annotation, molecular function: alpha-1,6-mannosyltransferase activity. The coding region runs from base 1 to 1695 and encodes 564 amino acids. The transcript has 3 exons.